GGUCUUCAGCAUUGAAAACGACUCUCUCAAUCAUUCCAAGCCACAGUACCACAACUUCACUUGACAAUAUCCACCAAGAUGCGCUUUACAUCUCUCAUCUUCGUUGCUCUCGCCGUUGGUCCUCUGGGCGCCCUCGCUGCCCCAACCCCCGCAGACAAUGCCGAGAACGCUGCACUCGAUUGCCCCGAUGGUGGCAAAAUUCACUGUGGUAACUGCAACGGCACCAGCUGCAGAAUCGGAUUCAAGAAUUACCCCUGUGAUGAGGGCAAGUGCACUGCCCAGAGUGGAGGCGGGGAUGGGGCUUACUGCUGGGACAACAAUUACGGUGGCUCCAGACACAUCGUUUGUCCGGGAAGAGGCUAGAUUUGAUCUGGAUUAUGCUCUCAAGGUGGUAUAGUAUCCAUGGAUGGAGGUUGGCAUCAAAAUGGAGACUGCUGGAGACUUUGAUGUCGAUGACGCAGCCCGUGUCAACAGACAAGACUUGUUGUCUUGUUCUGCACACUCAUUUCGAGAUUUCAUAUGUCUUUAACUAUGUGCUUAAUUCAAACGCGCUUACUAUUCAACAAGUAGCGGUACCGCAAUGAAUUCGACGAUUAUGAC
Messenger RNA from Aspergillus sclerotioniger CBS 115572, 600 nucleotides. RefSeq lists its product as uncharacterized. Lineage: Eukaryota; Fungi; Ascomycota; Eurotiomycetes; Eurotiales; Aspergillaceae. The transcript is spliced from 4 exons. The coding region runs from base 79 to 363 and encodes 94 amino acids. The record is from RefSeq and is a predicted model, not a curated record.